Molecule: messenger RNA, 2822 nt
Organism: Arachis ipaensis
Lineage: Eukaryota; Viridiplantae; Streptophyta; Magnoliopsida; Fabales; Fabaceae
Source: RefSeq, a predicted model, not a curated record
UACGUCUGUAUUUUGUAUUCUUUUAAAAAAGAGGCAGCACUAUAUUCGCAUUACACAUUGCACAAUAUAGAUUCGAUCUAAGCGAACAUUAACAUAUCAAAUGCUUAGCAUGUUGUGGUAUCGUACCAUGUAACAUGAGACUAUACUCAAAGCUCUCCUCAUUGGUGCACACAUCUCAGCCUUUGAACCCCAAAAUCCACCUAUGUUCCUCAACCUUCUUAUCAUCAUCAUCAACAACUGCCACACUGAACCCAGUACCCCAUAUUGUCACAAAAUGCAUUGCUCUAUUGCAGUUUUGGGCAUCUUCCAUAUCCAAACUAAGACAAAUCCAUGCAUAUUCACUUAGGCAUGGUGUCCCACUCAACAACCCUGACAUGGGCAAGCAUCUCAUUUUUACAAUUGUAUCCCUCUCUGCACCCAUGUCUUAUGCCUACCAUGUGUUUGCUGUAUUGCAUGACCCAAAUGUGUUCACUUGGAACACCAUGAUAAGAGGUUAUGCUGAAAGUGAUGACCCAAGUCCUGCACUUCAUUUCUACCGUAAAAUGUCGGUGUCUUGUGUUGAGCCUGACACUCACACUUACCCUUUUCUUCUCAAGGCUGUUGCCAAGUCUUUGAAUGUUAGAGAAGGGGAAGCUAUACAUUCAGUUACAGUGAGAAAAGGGUUUGGCUCUUUGAUGUUUGUUCAGAACGGUUUGCUUCACAUGUAUGCUGUUUGCGGCGAUACAGAAAGCGCACACAAGCUGUUUGAGUCAAUGGUGGAAAGAGAUCUUGUGGCUUGGAAUUCUGUGAUUAAUGGGUUUGCUCUUAAUGGCAGGCCUAGUGAGGCCUUGACGCUAUUCAGGGAGAUGAAAAUGGAGGGACUGGAGCCGGAUGGGUUCACUAUGGUUAGCCUUUUAUCUGCUUGUGCUGAACUUGGAGCUCUAGAAUUAGGACGUAGGGUUCAUGUGUUCUUGUUGAAGGUAGGAUUGACAGAGAACAUGCAUGUGAACAAUUCACUGCUGGACUUUUAUGCCAAGUGUGGGAGCAUCAGGGAGGCGAAACAAGUUUUUGGCGAGAUGAGAGAAAGGAAUGUGGUUUCUUUUACUUCUUUGAUUGUUGGCUUGGCAGUGAAUGGCUUUGGGGAGGAAGCACUUGAGUUUUUCAAAGAGAUGGAAGAACAAAGAGUUAAGCCUAGUGAGAUUACUUUUGUUGGUGUCUUGUAUGCUUGCAGCCACUGUGGAAUGUUGAAUGAAGGGUUUAAUUACUUUAGAAGGAUGAAAGAUGAAUAUGAAAUCAUGCCACGGAUAGAACACUAUGGCUGCAUGGUGGACCUGCUGAGUAGGGCAGGUUUAGUGAAACAAGCAUAUGAAUAUAUUCAGAACAUGCCAAUCCAGCCAAAUUCUGUUAUUUGGAGGACCUUAUUGGGAGCAUGCACAAUCCAUGGUCAUUUAGGCCUAGGGGAGAUAGCUAGAUCACACCUUUUGAAGUUAGAGCCUAAACAUAGCGGGGACUAUGUGCUUCUCUCGAAUAUUUAUGCGGCCGAACACCGUUGGUCAGAUGUACAGACAGUAAGAAGAUCAAUGCUAGAGGAUGGUGUUAGGAAAACACCUGGCUAUAGCAUGGUGGAGUUGGGAAAUCGGGUUUAUGAGUUUACUAUGGGCGAUAGGUCUCAUCCUCAGAGUAAGGAUGUAUAUGCACUGUUAGAGAAAAUCACAGAGUUGCUGAAGUUAGAAGGUUAUGUUCCUCACACUGCAAAUGUACUUGCAGACAUAGAGGAAGAGGAGAAGGAGCAAGCUUUGUCUUAUCACAGUGAAAAGGUGGCAAUCGCUUUUAUGAUCCUAAAUACACCACCAGGGACCCCAAUUAGGGUCAUGAAGAACUUGAGGGUUUGUGCAGAUUGUCAUAUGGCUAUAAAACUCAUAUCAAAGGUUUAUGAUAGAGAGAUUGUUAUCAGGGAUCGUAGUAGGUUCCACCAUUUUAGAGGUGGCUCAUGUUCAUGUAAAGAUUACUGGUAAUAUUGGAUGUAAUGAAAGUUAAAUAUUACAAAAGAAUGGAACGCUCUUCUGGUAUGAACUUAUUCCUCACCCAGAAUCCGCACCACUCUAAGUUUUCAGAUGAAGAAACGCAAUGUCAAGCUGAUGCUGAUUGUGGUAGAGAGGAUGCUACUCGAAGUCAUCGAAAUCCUGCUCAGAAAAGGAAAACCCUCAAAAACAGUGUCAGGGAAGAAGAAUCUUCCUGACACUGCAAAACCUUCUCUUCCAGCUAAGAAAAGGGUUCAGGUGCCACAAGAUCCUCUUUCUGAAACUCCAUUCAAAAAUUCAAGCUCCGGAGACUCCCUCUGUGGAACUAGAAAAGAGGGAAAAGAAAAGGAUACUGAUACUGCAAAUGAAAACCCUCUCCAAAGUGAAAGAGAUGUACCCGUUCUUUCACCUUUCUUUUGGUUAAGAGAGGAGGAAGGUGUUGAGAAUUUAAGUCAGCAAACUUUCGGGGAUAAGCUUAUAGAUGGAAAGCCCAACACCAAGCCCUCCUUCAUUCAGUGAUCUCAAGGACUCCGAUGAUGAAAAUCCGACUAAACUGACAUUAUCAUUAAGUAACGGGUUGUUAUAGCAACUGAAUAUGUCGUCAUAAACUAUGAAAUUGUAAACUCUUUUCUUUUUCAUUAACUGUUUGUUUUAUAUGGCUGAUGAAGAUAACUUCCCAGUCUCAUGGUUCUUAAACUAUUCAACUACUUGGUUGGUGAUAAACGUUGUUGAAGUCACUCAGAACAAAAUUUGGAAAUUGAGUUUUCAUGGUUAAAAUCAAAUUACUUUAGAAGAGACUUAUAAUAAAUUGCUGAUUUUAUU